Talaromyces amestolkiae is the source of this 2154-nucleotide messenger RNA. RefSeq lists its product as uncharacterized. The transcript has 7 exons. Gene Ontology annotation, molecular function: DNA binding; zinc ion binding. Lineage: Eukaryota; Fungi; Ascomycota; Eurotiomycetes; Eurotiales; Trichocomaceae. Gene Ontology annotation, biological process: DNA-templated transcription. The record is from RefSeq and is a predicted model, not a curated record. Bases 1 to 2154 code for a protein of 717 amino acids.
AUGCUGAUUGACUCGAAGCGUGGCAAAUACAUUCGAAAGAACAUCAGGCAUUCUCCAACACAGCGCGCCUGGUCGUCGACGAUUACCACCGACGGACAGGCAACCAGCCAUGCAUCGCAGUCGCUGACAGCAAAAUUCUCAAUUGACGAUAUUUUGCGAGUGUCGGACAGUUCAUUCAGCUCAUUCGCUGCCGGCGAACACAUUGCCACUACUACUUCGGCAGACAGUGAGCGUAAAGUGGUUGAUGGUAGCAGCAAUGCUGAAAUACUACCAGCACAGGGUCCCAGUGAAAUCGCUGCUGAACAAAAUCCAGAACAGCAGAAAGAUAAAGAAGGGUCGGAAAUGCUUUAUUUGAGAUUAUGUGAAUCCUACCUAUCGCCACCACGACCGUCGUCGACUACUCCACCUGGUAGUCACCGGGUGGUAUAUAUGGGGGAAUCGUAUACAUUUAGCUACCUCGUUCAGAAAAUCAAUACACCAAGCAACAUCUCCUCUCCCGUCCCAACCACACCAUUCCAACCCCCCAAGCGCAAACACCCCCAACCAAAGCUCCAGUGGACGGUCCCCGCGAGCGUCGACGACAAGGCGCGGAACAUUGGUUACGAUCCGCAGCUGGACCUAGGGGAAGUAGACUUCCUCAACUCGGUCGGGGCGUUUUCGGUACCAGAGCGAAAAAUCAGCGACCAAUUAGUGAAAACCUUUUCAGACUACGUGUUUCCCAUCUUCCCUGUCUUCGACAGCGCCGACUUCUUACGCCAGUACGACACGGGCUGCCUGUCGUUGCUCUCGCUCAACGCCGUCUAUUUGCUCGCUGUAACACUCUGUUCAGAUGACUUGAUUGCCCAGGCUGGCUUUUCUAAUCGCUUCAUGGCACGGAGAACCUUCCACAGACGUGUCAAAGCGUUGUACCAUUUGGACUAUGAGACGGAUAAGAUAGCGAUAAUCACGAGUCUUUUUAUAAUCAGCUUUUGCUGGAAUGGCCUUAUGGACGAGAAGGAUAUGUGGCACUGGCUUGGGGCAGCGAUUGGAUUGGCCCAGGCGCAGGGAACAGAGAUUAUGGAAACGGAUAUGGUGGUCUAUAUACGUAUUAGUCCCCCCCAUACCAAAGGCCGCCCUCUGCGCAUUCGAGAUGAGGAUUGCGAUGUCGAAAUGCUUCAGAUAGAAGACUUCGAGGGGACCGAAUCCCCCAAUUCAGCAAUAUUCAGCACGCCACACCGGGUUCACAUCCUUAGCUCGAUUCACCUGGCAAAGCUCUCUGUUGUGUUCGGUCAAAUCAUCCUCGUCAAAUUUACUGUCCAAAGAUCCAUCAUGACCGAACUCGAAAAAGCUGAGCUGACUAAGAAAUUGGAAACCUGGCAACGAGAACUGCCCCGAGAAUUGACAAACCAACACUGUGCCAAUCAAACAGCGGAGUCUCAAUUCUGCGUAAACAUUAUCGAUAUUCUUUAUAGCCACCACCUUAUUCUCCUCCACCGUCCCAACUGCACCGACACCAACAGCGAAGCCUUCUCCGCGAAAUCUCCAGCGUUCAGCGCCGCCAGCUCAGUGACGCGCGGGAUCGAGAAUCUGAUGAUGUCUGACACACUGCGUCAGGCCCAACUUCACAUAAUUCCGAGCAUCUUCGCCGCCCUAGCCAUCCAAGUCCUCGUUAUCCGCAACACGAAACACGACAUACAGAAGAGGCUUGCUGAGAACCAUGCGCGGCAGUGCAUGCUCAGUCUAGGUGAAAUGCAGAAGUCGUGGCCAGUGUGCAGCUGGGUGCUGAAGCUGUUCGAGCAAUUGCUGAGCCAGAAACAUGGUCCGGAGACUACAUCGAGUUCAGGUAGUCUCAUUACUGGGGCAAGGAAUUCUGAUUCGCCUGUUCAAGAGAAGAAUGGCGGGACAGGGKGUGAUCCGACACUGCGGGGAACUAACGUCGAGCAGACGGGUUCUAGGCUUUAUCAGAAUGAUGUUGAUGGGGUCGCGUGUGAUUUGCGAGAGGUUGGAAGGCGUCAGGAUGAAGAGGACAGCAGUAAUAUUGAUUUGAUGCAGCCGUUCGCCAAUAAUCGGUCGUUUGCGCUGGAUAACACAUUUUCGGCUGGGGAUUAUGGGUUUGAUCUCAACGACAACACUGAGUUUCUGUCAUACUUGUUGGCUCAGGCUCCACCGACAUGA